Messenger RNA from Marasmius oreades (fairy-ring Marasmius), 2317 nucleotides. RefSeq lists its product as uncharacterized. The transcript has 4 exons. Gene Ontology annotation, biological process: nuclear-transcribed mRNA poly(A) tail shortening. NCBI's taxonomy places the organism in Eukaryota, Fungi, Basidiomycota, Agaricomycetes, Agaricales, Marasmiaceae. Bases 33 to 2147 code for a protein of 704 amino acids. The record is from RefSeq and is a predicted model, not a curated record. Gene Ontology annotation, molecular function: protein binding; poly(A)-specific ribonuclease activity. Gene Ontology annotation, cellular component: CCR4-NOT complex; cytoplasm; nucleus.
CUUUACCUUUGUUCUACAUAGCGGCGACCCCCAUGUACUACCCACAAGUCCAGACCUCGCAGAACGAGCUCUGGCAGCACUCUCUCUACGCUCCUCACAACCCACACAAUCCUGCAAUCAAUUCCAAUGCACUUCACGGUCACCCCAUCCAUCCUCAACAACAUGUCCUCUCCCCUCCCCUCACUCAACAUUGGCAACAGCAGCUUCUCAAAUAUGAAAACAGCAGGUCUGCUCGUAGUCCCCAUCAUCGAGCAAAGGUCAGCAUGCUCGCUUCACGAUCCGUUCCAAAAGCUGCGAUUCCCAUAACCAACCCCAAUGCUGCUAAACCUCCACCGCCCCCAGCGGCGGAGUCAACUCCCGAUGUCAAUCACCCAUCAUCUACCGUCGCUCCCAUAGCAGAAGCAGAAGCUCCGAGACCAAUCAAUCAGCAGAAGCCUCCAGAGAACAAUUGGAUGACGUUAGAUAUGGGGGGCGUGCAGAUCAAGAGCCUUCCAAAGACUUCAUCUUUAUGGAGUUUCAAAUUUCUCGUUACCCUCUACCUCAACCAUAAUUCUCUCCCUUCCAUCCCAUCCGAAAUCGCCCAACUUCGACACCUCGAAUUACUCGACAUUUCUGCCAAUCAACUCACCGCGGUUCCUCCUGAACUGGGAAUGCUCACCUCGUUGAAGGAGUUUUACCUAUUCGAUAACCACAUUGCAACCCUUCCGCAUGAGCUGGGUACUUUACACCAACUCCAGACACUUGGCGUCGAGGGUAACCCGCUAGAUCCCCAACUCAAAUCGCUCAUACAAGAAAAAGGAACGCAGCAUCUCAUCUCAUAUCUUAGGGAUUCAUGUCCAGUACCAGCACCGCCUCCGGCGAGAGAGCAUCGCGAUGUUUUGUCCUCCUCCGAACGCGCCUCGUUAGAUGCCGAGGUCAUCAGCGUGUUGUGUUAUAAUAUACUGUGUUCCAAGUACGCGACCGAGCGCCUUUAUGGAUACACUCCUCAAUGGGCACUUGACUGGGAUUAUCGCAAAGAACUCAUCCUCACUGAGGUUAUGAACUACAACUGCGAUUUCCUUUGUUUACAGGAAGUAGACGUCGCUCAAUACGAUGGUUUCUUCUUGACACACUUAGGAAAAGCCGGUUACAACGGUGUUCACUUUCCGAAGAGUAGAUAUAAGACCAUGGUUGGGGAAAGUGAGGAAAAGAGGCGACUAGUGGAUGGAUGUGCCACGUUCUACAAACGGGAUAGGUGGAUACUCGUCAGCGAGCAUUUGGUGGAGUUUUCCAGACUGGCGAUGGGAAGGACUGAUUUCAAAAAGACUGAGGAUAUGUUUAACCGUGUUUUAGGUAAAGAUACGAUAGCCACUGUCUGUCUUAUGGAGUCUCGCGAGACAGGUACCCGAGUCCUCGUCGCCAACAUCCAUGUGCAUUGGGAUCCUCGAUUUAGAGAUGUCAAGUUAGUGCAGGUUGCCCUACUACUUGAUGAAAUUGAGGGACUUGCGGAAGAAUUCGCAAGGCUACCGGUCCGGUUGAGCAAUGAAGAGACUCACGAAGAAGCAGGAGACCUUUUGGACAAACCACGCAGGCCCCGCACAGCACCCUCUACGUAUACAUCUCCGACACAAAUUCCUCUCAUCAUCGCUGGAGAUUUUAACUCCGUACCCUCAUCUGGUGUUUACGAAUUUUUAAGCACCGGACAACUUGCUAAAGAUCACCCUGACUUCAUGGGUCACAUGUACGGCAGAUAUACGAGUGAGGGUUUGAAACAUCCUUUCGGUCUUCGAAGUGCCUACAACGUAGUUGCUGGACCUUAUCAGCCACCAUCCCCCCCUGAGGUGAAGCUCACCCCGAAUGGUCACCCCAGGCCCAUUAAAGAGUCUAGCGGGGUGGGAGGGAAUGCAGGACACGGCGAGUUGUUAACAAUGACGAACUAUACCCCAUCCUUCCAAGGCGUACUUGACUACAUAUGGUAUUCGGUCGGGAAUCUAGGGGUUAACGCUGUUCUUGGAGGCGUGGAUGAAAGGUACCUGGAAAAGGUUGUGGGGUUUCCCAAUGCUCAUUUCCCUGCAGAUCACAUAUGCCUUGCUACAGAGUUCCGAGUCAAACCACCGAAAGACACCAGUUCUAAACCGCCAUUAUUGCCACAAACACCCUCACAGUAGCUUCAAUUCGGACUCUUCGGUUAUGCGAGCAUCUCGAUGUCGCGUGUUUUGAUGUUUCGCUCACCUUCAUGUCCAUUGAUAUUGUUUACUGCUGGCCUUUCCUUGGAGUCUGUCUGUGAGUCAAAAAUGGUCAAUCAUUGGUAAAACACUCGUCCAAGGAUAAGUUAUUA